Adineta ricciae is the source of this 1221-nucleotide messenger RNA. NCBI's taxonomy places the organism in Eukaryota, Metazoa, Rotifera, Eurotatoria, Adinetida, Adinetidae. The record is from the annotation of a GenBank genome assembly.
AUGCUUUCAUUUUUAUCUGAUCUAAUACGCUUACGUUCAGUCUGCGGAGUCGAUGCUGAGCGUUUCGUUGCCGAACGAAUUUGUGCAGAAUGUGACCAUUUAAAAUUAAAAUAUGAUGUAAUAUCAGCACCUGGUCAAGAACAUCGACCGAAUGUGAUUGUCACUGCUGGAAAUGGUCCUUCGAAGUUCUUAUUUGUUGGUCAUAUUGAUACGGUCAAUGUGGAAGAUGAAACUCAAUGGGCACUCCCACCAUUCGGUGGCAUGAUUGAUGAGAAAACUCAACGAAUGAUUGGACGUGGAGCAUGCGAUAAUAAAGGUGGAAUCGUCUGUGCACUGUAUACGUUGUAUUUGCUCCAGCAACGAAUCGAUCAAGAGAAAUUAAACAUUAGUAUUCAAUUGGCAUGUGUUGUUGAUGAAGAAAGUGGUGCUUGUUCAUCGAUUGGUGUUCGUUAUUUGUUAGAUAAGAAAUUGAUUUCGGGUGAUGGGGCAAUCUAUGUUUAUCCCGGUGUGAACGUGACGAUUGGACAUCGCGGUCUCUUAAGAUUAGCCAUUGAUGUUAUAGGUGAGAAUGUGCAUACGGGAAGUAUCGAAUGGAAUACAAAAAAGAAAGGAGCAAAUGCAGCCACUGCUUUAGCUCGAAUCCUUGUAGCAUUAGAAGAUUAUCCGUGGGAGAACGACACAAAUCCAUCAUUUCCUAAUUUAACACUAACUGUAACACCGGGCACGAUCGUGAAUGGAGGUGGUUUUGUAUCUGUUGUUCCAUCACAUGCUUCAGCCAUGGUUGAUAUUCGUCUGAUGCCAUCAACAUCUGUUGAUCAUGUUUUACAGAAAAUUGAAGACAUUGCUACAAAUAUAGUAAACGAACGAAAUGAAUUUUAUCGUAGAAUGGCAUCCGAUUCAUCGACAUCCACUCGAUUAUCAGCAUCGAUUACCAUAAAGAACCAAUUACCGGCUGCGACGAUUGAUUCAAAUCAUCCACUCGUUUAUUCAUGUGUCCAAGCUGUUGAAAAAAUACUACAUGUAACUCCAACAACAAAUGGAUGCGGUCCAGCUAAUGAAGGAUAUAUGUUAAUCGAGAGUGGUAUUCCGACUAUUUGCGGAUUUGGACCCAUUGGUGGUAAUGUUCAUGGAGUUGACGAAUGGGUAUCGGUACCAUCGUUAGCUCAGACAGUCGACGUUUACUUUGACAUUGUUUCUAGCUAUUGUCAUCUAUUUCAGUAA